GCCGCUCCCUCCCUUCUUUCCUCGCUCCGCUCCUCCAUCCCAGGCUGCGGCGGAUGAACAGGAGACGCCCUGCUCUCUGAUCUGGAGACCACCACCUCACACAUGCCAAGGUCAGGGGCUCCCAAAGAGCGCCCUGCGGAGCCUCUCACCCCUCCCCCACCCUAUGGCCACCAGUCACAGACAGGAUCUGGGGAGUCUUCAGGAGCCUCGGGGGACAAGGACCACCUGUACAGCACGGUAUGCAAGCCUCGGUCCCCAAAGCCUGCAGCCCCGGCGGCCCCUCCAUUCUCCUCUUCCAGUGGUGUCUUGGGUACUGGACUCUGUGAGCUAGAUCGGUUGCUUCAGGAACUUAAUGCCACCCAGUUCAACAUCACAGAUGAAAUCAUGUCCCAGUUCCCAUCUAGCAAGGUGGCUUCAGGAGAGCAGAAGGAAGACCAGUCUGAAGACAAGAAAAGACCCAGCCUCCCUUCCAGCCCGUCUCCUGGCCUCCCAAAGCCUUCUGCCACCUCGGCCACUCUGGAGUUGGAUAGACUGAUGGCCUCACUCUCUGACUUCCGCGUUCAGAACCACCUUCCAGCCUCUGGGCCAACCCAGCCACCAGUGGCGAGCUCCACGAAUGAGGGCUCCCCAUCCCCACCAGAGCCGACUGGCAAGGGCAGCCUAGACACCAUGCUGGGGCUGCUGCAGUCUGACCUCAGCCGCCGGGGCGUUCCCACCCAGGCCAAGGGCCUCUGCGGCUCCUGCAAUAAACCUAUUGCUGGACAAGUGGUGACGGCUCUGGGCCGCGCCUGGCACCCAGAGCACUUCGUUUGCGGAGGCUGUUCCACCGCCCUGGGAGGGAGCAGCUUCUUCGAGAAGGAUGGAGCCCCCUUUUGCCCUGAGUGCUACUUCGAGCGCUUCUCCCCAAGAUGUGGCUUCUGCAACCAACCCAUCCGACACAAGAUGGUGACCGCCUUGGGCACCCACUGGCACCCAGAGCAUUUCUGCUGCGUCAGUUGCGGGGAGCCUUUCGGAGAUGAGGGUUUCCACGAGCGCGAGGGCCGCCCCUACUGCCGCCGGGACUUCCUGCAGCUCUUCGCCCCGCGCUGCCAGGGCUGCCAGGGCCCCAUCCUGGAUAACUACAUCUCGGCGCUCAGCGCGCUCUGGCACCCAGACUGCUUCGUCUGCCGGGAAUGCUUCGCUCCUUUCUCGGGAGGCAGCUUUUUCGAGCACGAGGGCCGUCCACUGUGCGAGAACCACUUCCACGCACGGCGUGGCUCGCUGUGCGCCACCUGUGGCCUCCCCGUGACCGGCCGCUGCGUGUCGGCUCUGGGCCGCCGCUUCCACCCGGACCACUUCACAUGCACCUUCUGCCUGCGCCCGCUCACCAAGGGCUCGUUCCAGGAGCGCGCCGGCAAGCCCUACUGCCAGCCCUGCUUCCUGAAGCUCUUCGGCUGACAGCCCGCCCGGCUCGCCCCCUCCCCAGGAGGCCGCGCCCUCCCGGAAAAGCCAGGUCCUCCAGACCCCGCGGCCUUGAUCUCCGAUCGUGAGGCCCCACUCAAUGGAGAGCCCCGUCCCUAGGGUACCCUGAGUCCUCAGGGGGUCAAGUUCUGAAAAGGCCCAGCCAGACCUAAACCCACACGCCCCCAAAGUGGUUCGCACACAGAGAGCUCCUGCGCGAGCCUCCAUUCUAUUCCCACCCUUGAGGGAGCCCCCGGACUAGGGGAAAGUCCUUGCAAUUCCAGCGAAUCCGAGGCCAGGCCAGGAAGUCCUUGCUCCCUGUACCCUCACUGUUCUGUGCACUUUUUCUACCUACAUAAACACACCCAUUCCACGUC
Molecule: messenger RNA, 1817 nt
Organism: Saimiri boliviensis boliviensis (Bolivian squirrel monkey)
Lineage: Eukaryota; Metazoa; Chordata; Mammalia; Primates; Cebidae
Gene: TGFB1I1
Product: transforming growth factor beta 1 induced transcript 1
Biological process (GO): heart development; actin cytoskeleton organization; muscle structure development
Cellular component (GO): filamentous actin; adherens junction; Z disc
Molecular function (GO): actin binding; muscle alpha-actinin binding
Source: RefSeq, a predicted model, not a curated record